AUGUUUAAAGAACUAGAAAUUGUGACUAAGAGGGAACGUUAAAAUUCUCAUUUAGAACAGCAGAGAAAAAAAUUCAAAUUUGCUGGCAAUAGCAUAUUAUUGGAUAAUAACUUUUCGUCUUAUGAAUUCACGAAGGGAUUAAAAAAUGAAAGUAAUUCAAAAAUAAUAUUUUUAGAUGAUAGAACCGAUCAUUCAAGUUUCUUAGAAUAAAUGGGUUAUCAAGUAGAUUCAUUUAAUUAAGAAUUACAUAUUAAGAAUAGAAAAUGCUCAAUAUCAAUAAAUUAAAAAAAAGAUCAAAGAUUAUCCAGUCGUCAAUCAAACAGCAAUUCAAUUGCAACAAGAAAUUAAACAAUGGAAAUUAACAAUUAUAACUCAAAUGUGAAAACCCAAAGAACUAAUAUUUACAAUCAUAGUAUAAUAAGAAAAACAUUUUGCUAUGAUAAUUCUGAUCAAGAAAUCUACAGUGAUUAUUCUUAAAAGUUCUUAAGUGAGAAUACACCAGAAGCAUUUAAUACUCUUAGAUCUUCUGAAUAAAAAAUUUCAACAAAAAGUAUAACCACUUUGAUUAAGUCCAAAUUUAAAAGAAUAAGAAAAUGUUUUUAAAUAAUAAAAGCCUUAUCCAGAAUGAAGAAUUUAUGCAAGUAUAAAUUGUUUCUAAAUAAGAUAAAAAAAGGCAACCUGGGAUUUAUUAUAAGAGAUAUUAAAAAAAAAUUAGAAAAGUCUUAAAUAUAACGAAAGCAUUACAGUUAUUAAAAUUAAAUAAUGGACUUAGAUGGUGUUUUCAAAAGCAUUUUCAAUAAUCCUUCAAAAAAAGUUGGAAAAAUGCAAAUUAAAUUUUAUUGUAUUUUUUAUCUAUUAUUAAUCUAGGAUAAACCUGAAAUUAUGUCAUAAAUAGAAAAAGAUUAAGCUAUUCUUACAAUAACCAAUACAUUUACUUUUGCUAUGUAAAAUUUAGUUAUAAUGUCAUCUAACUCUAAUUUAUUAAAUGAAUUAUAAGUUUAAAUGUAUCAAGAACAAUUUUUAGAUUAUAGAAAAACAUUUAGUUAAUUUGUUAGUCAAAGAGUAAGAUAUGUAACUAAAGAUCAUUUGUAAUUAACUGAGUAAGAAAAAUAACUAAUCUUAUCUGAAUGUAUCAUUAUCAAUAAUUUGAUUCCAAGUUUAGUCAAAUUAACAGAGAGCUUGGAAAUAUUGAGAUGUGAUAAACCAAACAUAGAAUUCUUGAUAAGAUGUUUAAUUUCCUUAAUUCAGUAUUUUUUUAUGAAAAUUUUUUCUAAUUUUCCGAAAAUAGAAUUUUAGAAAUAAAAAAUAAAAUUUUCUUAAUAUUAAUUGGGUAGGAAAGAAUCAUCUAUGGUUUUAAUUAAUAACGAUUAAAUUAAGUCUGAAGAUUUAAUAUAUGGAACUUAUAAAGAAUAGUAAUUAAAGGAAAUUUUAACUAAAAAUAAUUGGCUAGAAGGAAAUGCAAAAAAAAUGAAAAUUGUAGUUGCAAAUUUAAUCACAUCCUUUUGA
This is a messenger RNA of Paramecium sonneborni, 1506 nucleotides long. The record is from the annotation of a GenBank genome assembly. NCBI's taxonomy places the organism in Eukaryota, Ciliophora, Oligohymenophorea, Peniculida, Parameciidae.